Messenger RNA from Rotaria sp. Silwood2, 2334 nucleotides. Lineage: Eukaryota; Metazoa; Rotifera; Eurotatoria; Philodinida; Philodinidae. The record is from the annotation of a GenBank genome assembly.
GAGACCUCUGAUCUGUACUCUUUUGUCGAAACUCGUUGAAUUAGGAAGUCUGAUGUACCUAGAAAAUAUAAUAUGAGUGCUAGAGCAAUGGCGAAAAGAUGUGUAUCUUAUAUGCAUACGUGUUUGUACACUAACAUUAUGAUUAUAAGAUUAAUGAUCGGUUGGUGAUUUUUUUAGUUGAUUGCAUAGUUACUAUGACCCAGUUGGAAUUAUCUGUUAGGUGGUUUUACUAUAUUUAUGUGAAAGAUGGCAAAUCGAUGGUCGAAUUUAUAUAUAGAGAUGGCUAUGAACCUAGUGUUUGGAAAGACUAAAGGUGUUAUAAUAGCAUCAUGAGAAUGUGCUCAUCAGUAGCACUAUUUCAGACCACGUAAUAUUUCGAAGCUUAGUUUUCGAUGAUUCAAGAUAGGAGGAGAGGUUGGUGGAAACAGUUGUUCACGUGAUAUUUUUGAACAGAUGGUCGACACGUGUGAAUAUUUUCGUUCUGUAGCGAGAGAGAACGAGAAAUAGAAAAAAAAUAUUUUUCAUUUAUCUAACCAUAUUUCAUUUAUACAAAUAUGGUCAUCGAAUGCGUUUGUUGUGAUAGUCGUAUUGAUUCGAACAAUCGUCGUCCAUUUCAUGGCAUUGCAAGCGACUUUUUGUUUCUGCACGAAGAAACAUAUGUCUACCAGCAUCAGGUUAUAUAUGUAAUUCUUGUCGUAUGAUUUUUUUAAAAUGGCGUACUAAUUCUGAAUUUGUGAACGUUUUGAAUCACCUUGAAGAUGAAUCAAAUGAAAAUAUAAUCGAUCAUGAUCACAAAGUAAAAUUUUCUAAGAAUGUCUUAGACAUCAUAUAUUUCUUUCUUUUCAGAAUGAUAAUGAAAAUUUUGAAUCAGCAAUGGAAACAUCAACAGAUGAACCAAUUGAUACAAAUACGGUACUUUUGCCUUUAAACGUUGCCGUUUCAUCACAUGGGGAAUGCUGUAUUUGUCGAAAAGUUUUGAAGUCAGGAUUAUGUACAGUUUCAGAAUUAGAUCGAGAUUUUUUAUUCAUCAAAAGUAACAUUUUCAUCGAGAAAGGCAGCCGGUGCUGUGAAGAACAUAUUGUAAAUGGACGUUUGCAUAUUGAUGCAUUAAAUCAAAUUCGACCAAAUAAGACAGUUAAAUCGUCGUUUUCUUCCAGUGAUAUACUAAUAUGGUUUAGCAAAUUUCGUGAUCAUUGUAAUUCACUUAGUCUCUUUGAUUUCAGUAUUCCAUUUUACAUGUCAGAUAUUGAUUGUUACAACUUAACUGGAAUUUCAAAAGACCAUUUUAAUCAUUUGAGUGAAAAACUCUCCAAUUCCAGCAUGCAAAAUUCUUUUAAUCGAUCCAUCCGCAAUGCUUUAGGACUCUUUCUGACGAAACUUAGAUUAGAACUUAGCAAUAAAGUUUUAACAACAAUGUUUAAGUUUUCAAAUCCUAAGGCGGUUUCAAGAAUUUUAUCUACUGUUCGCGAAGCAUUAUCAUCAGAAUUUGUUCCACAAUAUCUUGGAUUUCAAAGCAUUUCUCGUCAAGAUGUUAUUAACACUUAUUCUUCUCCAUUAGCUACUAGAUUAUUAUCGGAAGAUAUGAAUACAGUUGUACUCGUUGCCGAUGGUACUUAUUCAUACCUUCAGGUUUUGGUGGACCGUGGAUUUAGAGACAGUGUCGGAUUAAUGCGAGCCUUAGGUCUUGAUGUAUGCAUGCACGACUUUUUAAAUGGCCGACAUCGUUUUGAAGCAUUAGAGGCAAAUCGAUCCCGUUUUAUAAGUAAGAUUCGAUGGGUGGUUGAAUCUGCACAUGCCAGAAUAAAACACUUCAAAUGGCUAAACCAAACUAUUCAGAAUUCAACAAUUCCUCAAGUACGUGAUUAUUUACGAAUUGCCUGUGCGCUUGUUAACGCAUAUCGUUCAUCAGCUAUUUCUUCAUUUAUGAAUGAUGAUAUAAUUGUUACUAAGAUGUUAGAAAAUCUUCAUGAACCAAAUUUACUUCGUGUGCGUAUUAAUGAUGAAAUUCUUCGUUGGGUAGAUGGUGAUGCUUCACAACUUGUUAAUUUUCCAGUACUAAGUAUAGAUCAAAUUCGAACAAUAACAGUUGGGGUGUUUCAGUUAAAACAAGCUCGCAGUUAUUGUGAAGAACACUGUUCAACUACUCAUUUAGAUAAUCGUGCUGAUUUUCCUUUACAAAUAUGUGUUAACGAUCCUCAACUUAUUCGGAUACGUUUUAAAUCUCGUCAUAGCAACACAAAAACCUAUUAUACUUACAUUUCAUUUUCUACACAAGAUAUUCUUAAUAGUUGUUGCGACUGUCCAGGUGGCGAUAGAAAGGUAGGAGUUUGUUAA